Molecule: messenger RNA, 1457 nt
Organism: Panicum hallii
Lineage: Eukaryota; Viridiplantae; Streptophyta; Magnoliopsida; Poales; Poaceae
Product: D-3-phosphoglycerate dehydrogenase-like
Exons: 11
Coding region: 157-1236 (359 amino acids)
Molecular function (GO): phosphoglycerate dehydrogenase activity; NAD binding
Source: RefSeq, a predicted model, not a curated record
UGCUCUUCUCCCCCUUGGCCCCUUCCUAUAUAGCCGGAGCGAUGUCAGCAGCAGCCAGACUCGCACGCCAUACCCCUCCUCCCUGCUCCUGCUCCCGCCCCCGCUCGCCGCCGCCGGUGUUCCCCUUCCUCCUCCCAGCGAGGCCAUUAUUCGAAAAUGGGUGACUCAAGUGUGAGCAAUGGCCAUGGCGCUGUCACACGGGUGCUGUUUUGUGGCCCAUAUUGGCCUGCUGCUACUAAUUACACCAGAGAGUAUCUGCAGGACUAUCCAUUCAUUCAGGUUGAUGAAGUAGGUCUUGAGCAGGUACCUGAUGUUAUUCAAAACUAUAAUUUAUGUGUAGUAAAAAAUCGGCGUAUAGAUUCAGAUAUCAUUGCCAAGGCAACUCAGAUGAAGAUUAUAAUGCAGUAUGGUGUUGGGUUAGAAGGUGUUGAUGUAAAUGCUGCUACAGAACACAAAAUUAAAGUUGCACGGAUACCUGGAAGUACGACAGGAAACGCGGUCUCUUGUGCAGAAAUGGCAAUCUAUCUUACUCUGGGCAUUCUGCGUAAGCAGGCCUGCAAGUUCUGUCUAAACACAAAAAUUCCAAGUGGAACUUUUGGUCGGAAAUUUGCAGCAAUUAUGAAGGAGAUGGAUACUGCUGUGAAUCGGAGAGACCUUGGCCUUCCAGUUGGAGAAACAUUAUUUGGCAAAACAGUCCUUGUCCUAGGAUUUGGAGCCAUUGGUGUUGAAGUUGCCAAGAGGCUAAGACCCUUUAAAGUAAAGGUUCUUGCUACCAAAAGAAAUUGGACAUCAGACACAUUGCCAUGUGAUGUUGAUGAGAUUGUUGACAAGAAAGGUGGUCCAGAAGAUAUGUAUGAUUUUGCUGGAGAAGCUAACAUUGUUAUAACAUGCAUGGCCUUGAACAACGAAACAGCUGGAAUUGUGGAUCACAAGUUCAUUUCGUCAAUGAAAAAGGGAUCAUAUCUGAUCAACAUUGCGAGAGGACGCCUACUGGACUACAAUGCUGUGUUUGAUCACCUCAAAUCAGGUCAUUUAGCUGGUUUGGGCAUUGAUGUUGCUUGGAUGGAGCCAUUUGAUCCAGAGGAUCCUAUUCUGAAAUUCCCAAAUGUUAUUAUAACACCACAUGUGGCUGGAGUCACCGAAUACUCUUACAGAACGAUGGCAAAGUCUGUUGGUGACACUGCCCUCCAGCUUCAUUCAGGGGAGCCGUUCACGGGAAUAGAAUUUGUCAACUGAAUAUUAGCUAUUGACUUCAGAUGAGAACUGCUGUUUCUGUUGGGAAUAAUGAAUGGGCAACUUGUAGGAACAUGCAACUGGAUGCUGUUUCCCUUAAGAUUUUAUCGCAGUAGAUAUGAUAUCCAGACAAAUAAUAAAUAUAACAUAUUUUUGACAGAAAGUCUGGUACCUGGUUAUGAUAUCCAGACAAAUAAUAAACAUAACAUAUCUUUAGCUGCUUA